AUGGGGGUUGAGACAUAUGGUGUGGAUAAGAAGCAAAAUUUUCUCAUGCGGGUUGCUUUGCUAUGGACCAUUAGUGACUUUCCUGCUUAUGCCAUGCUUUCUGGUUGGAGCACUGCAGGAAGGCUUGCAUGCCCAUAUUGUAUGAAUAACACUGAUGCAUUUACUUUGCCAAGAGGUGGCAAACAAUGUUGGUUUGACAAUCAUCGCAAAUUUUUGAACCAUAACCAUCCAUGGCAGAAGAAUAAAUCAUGGUUUAGAAAAAACAAAGUUGUAACUGAACAUCCACCUCUAGUAAGGACUGGAGAGGAAAUUUUGCAUGAGAUAGAGAGUCUUGGAUUAAUGAGAGUGACAGAUCCAGGUUCAGAUGUUGUUAAUGCUGUUAUUAGUAAGACAUGUGGAUGGAGGAAACGCAGCAUAUUCUGGGAUUUACCUUAUUGGAGUUCCUUGCUUAUUAGACACAACCUUGAUGUAAUGCAUAUUGAAAAGAAUUUUUUUGAUAACUUGUUCAAUACCAUUAUGAAUAUAGAGGGUAAAACAAAAGAUAAUGCAAAAGCAAGAGAAGAUAUGAGGGAAAUAUGUCGGCGGCCUGAGUUGGAGGUUAAUGCAGAAACUGGCAGGUAUCCAAAAGCAAUAUAUGCAUUGGACAAACCGGCAAAACAAGUUAUUUGUGAAUGGAUGAAGGGACUCAGAUUUCCUGAUGGUUAUGUGUCUAACAUGGCUCGAUGUGUCGACAUGAACAAGUACAGAUUAUUUGGAAUGAAAAGUCAUGAUUGUCAUAUUUUCAUGCAAAGGUUGUUGCCUAUUGCUUUUCGUGAAUUAUUACCAAUGAGAGUGUGGGAAGCAAUUACCGAGCUAAGUAUUUUCUUUAAGCAACUAACGAGUACGAUCUUACGGGAGGAAGAUAUGCAAAGGCUUGAAGAGGACAUUCCGGUUAUACUAUGCAAAUUGGAGCGAAUAUUUCCUCCGGGUUUCUUCGACUCGAUGGAACAUCUUCGAGUUCAUCUUGCAUAUGAAGCUCGCAUUGGGGGUCCAGUGCAAUAUCGUUGGAUGUAUCCUUAUGAGCGGUACAAUGGAAUUUUAAAGAAGAAUAUUAAAAAUAAAGCCAAAGUUGAAGGAUCAAUUGCUAAUGCAUACUUGGUAGAAGAAGCAUCUUCUUUUUGUGCUUACUAUUUUGAGUCACAUGUUUCUACAAGGCAUCGACGGGUUCCACGUAAUGAUGAUGGUUGCGUAGUGGAAGAUCAGGAGAUUGAAGGAAAUUUAUCAAUAUUCAAAUAUCCGGGUAGACCCAUAGGUCAAUCAAAGAAAAGGAUAUUGACAAAGGAUGAAAGAAAUGCAGCUCAUUUAUAUAUCUUACUAAAUUGUGAAGAAGUUUCGCCAUUUAUCAAGUAAGUGAAAUUCACCGCCAAAUUAUAAAUUUAAUAGUCUUCUAAAAUGCAUAUAUAUUCAUGGAAAUAACCAAAGUUGUAUAAUUUCUCCUAAUGCAAGAAUAUAUAUUGAGAAACUACGGAGGAUAUCACCUAACAUUACCGAUGGGGAGGUAGACAUCACAUUGGAGAAAAACUUUCCCACAUGGAUCAAAGCAUACGUACAUGAACCAACCAACACAGUGAACAAUCCUCUCAUCCAAGAUUUAGCCAAAGGACCUCUAAAUACAGUGAAUGUGUACACAGGAUACUAUGUAAAUGGAUACAAAUUUCACACUGAGGGACGAAGUGCUAAUCGAAUGACGGUGAAUUAUGGUGUAUGCAUUAA
Messenger RNA from Manihot esculenta (cassava), 1752 nucleotides. RefSeq lists its product as uncharacterized. Lineage: Eukaryota; Viridiplantae; Streptophyta; Magnoliopsida; Malpighiales; Euphorbiaceae. The transcript is spliced from 3 exons. The record is from RefSeq and is a predicted model, not a curated record. Bases 1 to 1389 code for a protein of 462 amino acids.